Daldinia childiae is the source of this 630-nucleotide messenger RNA. Its product is annotated as putative ubiquitin thioesterase otu1. Gene Ontology annotation, cellular component: nucleus; cytosol. The transcript has a single exon. The record is from RefSeq and is a predicted model, not a curated record. Gene Ontology annotation, biological process: protein deubiquitination; endoplasmic reticulum unfolded protein response. Bases 1 to 630 code for a protein of 209 amino acids. NCBI's taxonomy places the organism in Eukaryota, Fungi, Ascomycota, Sordariomycetes, Xylariales, Hypoxylaceae. Gene Ontology annotation, molecular function: cysteine-type deubiquitinase activity.
AUGCCCGACGAUAACAGCUGCCUCUUCACCGCGGUCGGCGGCGCCCUUCGCGGCCUGCGCUCCGGCCCCGACGAGUCCUUCAGCGCAGAUUCCCUGCGACGGCUAGUCGUCGAGCACAUCCGCGCCAACCCCGAGAAAUACAGCGCCGUGAUCCUCGGCAAGCAACCCUCGUCCUACUGCGCCAACAUGCUGCAGCGCGACACCUGGGGCGGCGAGAUCGAGCUCGCCAUCAUCUCGGAAGUCUUCCAGCUGGAGAUCUGCGUUAUUGACGUCAAGACGGGCACCGUGUACCGCGUCGGCGAGGGCAACGGGUACCCCAUGCGCUGCGUCCUGGUCUACUCCAACGUGCACUACGACCGCGUCGCCGAGAUCUUCGUCGAGGGCCAGGAGGUCAUGGAGUUCGACGUGACGCGCUGGGCCGCCGACGAAAGCAGCGAUCAUAUCAUCGCGCACGCGCAGGAGAUGUGCCGGAAGCUGAAAGACGAACACCAUUACUACACGGAUAUGUCCGACUUCGUCAUCAUGUGCAACGAAUGCGGCUGGAUCGGUCAAGGGCAGACAGCGCUUGCGAAGCACUCACUGAGCACCGGACACAAGGAUAUCAGCGAGAUCAAGGAUACCGGUGCAUAG